Molecule: messenger RNA, 1323 nt
Organism: Didymosphaeria variabile
Lineage: Eukaryota; Fungi; Ascomycota; Dothideomycetes; Pleosporales; Didymosphaeriaceae
Exons: 3
Coding region: 1-1323 (440 amino acids)
Molecular function (GO): saccharopine oxidase activity; flavin adenine dinucleotide binding; sarcosine oxidase activity
Source: RefSeq, a predicted model, not a curated record
AUGGCGGCUUCAAGAGGGAACACGAAGGUCGUUGUUGUCGGAGGAGGAGGUACCAUUGGAUCUUCGACAGCGUUGCAUUUACUUCGGAAUGGAUACACACCUUCGAACAUUACUGUUCUCGACACAUAUGAGAUCCCUUCUGCUCAGUCAGCUGGGAAUGAUCUCAACAAGAUCAUGGGCAUUCGCCUGCGGAACAAGGUGGAUGUGCAGUUGAGUCUGGAAGCGCAAGAUAUGUGGAAGAAUGAUGAUCUGUUCAAGGCCUUCUUCCACAAUACUGGCAGACUCGAUUGUGAACAUACGGAAGAAGGAAUAAAAGGGUUGCGCAAACAGUAUCAGACCCUGCUUGAUGCAGGCGUGGGACUUGAAAAGACCAACGAGUGGCUAGACACCGAGGAUCAAAUACUGGCCAAGGCCCCUACGCUGGAGCGCGAGAAGAUUAAAGGCUGGAAAGCUAUUUUCAGCGAAGACGGUGGCUGGUUAGCAGCUGCAAAAGCAAUCAGAGCCAUCGGAUUAUACUUGAAGGAGCAGGGUGUUAAUUUCGGUUUUGGAGGUGCCGGAACGUUCAAAAAGCCGCUGUUCGCGGAAGACGGUAUCACCUGCAUAGGGAUCGAAACCGUCGAUGGCACAAAGUACUACGCCGACAAGGUGGUACUUGCUGCAGGAGCCUGGAGUUCAGUAUUGGUAGAUCUCGAAGACCAGUGUGUCUCAAAAGCUUGGGUAUAUGCUCAGAUGCGUCUGACCCCUAAAGAAGCAGCGGAGUACAAGAACUCGCCAGUAGUGUAUAACGGCGACGUUGGCUUCUUUUUCGAACCGGACGAGUACGGUGUGAUCAAAGUUUGCGACGAAUUCCCCGGCUUCACGCGCUUCAAGAAGCAUCGACCGUUUGGCGCGGAUCGUCCUAAACAGAUUUCCGUGCCCAGGUCGCAUGCGAAGCACCCGACAGACACCUACCCAGACGCUUCUGAAAAGAGCAUUCGGAGAGCCAUCGAUACGUUCCUUCCACAGUUCAAUAAGAAGAAGCUAUUCAAUCGAGCGCUGUGCUGGUGUACAGAUACUGCGGAUGCUGCACUGCUGAUCUGUGAGCAUCCGAAGUGGAAGAACUUCAUACUGGCCACUGGCGAUAGCGGUCACACCUUCAAGCUUCUACCAAAUAUCGGUAAACAUGUCGUGGAAUUAGUAGAAGGCGAGUUGGCGGACGAUUUGGCAAACGCUUGGAGAUGGCGCCCAGGCGGGGACGCGCUCAAGUCGAGGCGGGCAGCGCCGGCGAAAGACCUUGCAGAUAUGCCCGGUUGGAACCACGACGCUGCAAAGGCGAAGCUGUAG